Messenger RNA from Salmo salar (Atlantic salmon), 2826 nucleotides. Its product is annotated as synaptophysin-like protein 1. Lineage: Eukaryota; Metazoa; Chordata; Actinopteri; Salmoniformes; Salmonidae. The record is from RefSeq and is a predicted model, not a curated record. Gene Ontology annotation, cellular component: synaptic vesicle; synaptic vesicle membrane.
ACUCAUGAAAAGAAAACGUCCUCCCUGAUCUUAAAUGGUACUGACCGUUACUGGUACAAUUGAGAUCAGACUUCACGCUAUGGACAUAUAGAUGACUACCUGCUUCUUUUGAACUGCUCGAUGCCCCAUAUUAUGUGAAGGAAUUUAAAGAAUUCUCGGUUUGGUGAUUUUCUUUCAACAUUUCAGUUGAAUGCAUUCAGUUGUACAACUGACUAGGUAUCCCCGAUUCCCUUUCCAAGAGUAGCAGAAACUUGCAACAAGAGACCGAAAGAUUUUUCGAAACAGAGACCGAAGGUUCAGCAGCUUAGAAGGGGAAGACAGACAUCGUUUUUUACAGUCUUCUGCAGGCUUACACAGUGUCCUUUGGGAUAAGAAAUUCGAGACGCGCAGUUGAGAGAACCGUUACUUUCCAUCGUUAGUCUAUCAGUUGUUUAGCCAUUUUAGGAUUUGUUAAGUAGACCUAAUCCUAAUUGAUUAAAAUUGCAACUAUCUACCGAGAGAGUAAAAGUUUCUCCGUAAAGGCAAACUUUGACCGUUUUUCAUAAUUGUUUUUUACUGUAGCCUCCGGUAUUUGCGAAGGAGGGACAGGCAUCACCAAAACAGAGCGCACAAAGCCAUUGCGCCGCAGUACCACGUCAUUCUGUCAAACUUAUUGAAACGUGUUUUGUUACUUUCUGGCAACAUAUACUUCAUUUUCAUUCAGAUAAUAUUUAGAUAGGUGGGGAGUCGGGGGAGAUGAUGACAGGAUUUCGACUGAACUUGGCGCCUCUCAAGGAACCGCUGGGUUUCAUCAAAUUUGUAGAAUGGCUGACAGCCAUCUUUGCGUUUGGGAGCUGUGGGGGGUAUUCUGGCAGGAAUAUCGUGUCACUCUUCUGCAGUGAAGGAAGGAACGAGACGCUGAAUGUUACUUUUAGCUAUCCCUUCAGGUUAAACCUGGUUGCUCUACUGGAGGCCAACACCACUCUGUGUAACCACUCCGUGCCCGUCACCCACCUGGUGGGAGACUCCGCCUCCUCGGCCCAGUUCUUUGUGGGCGUUGCCAUCAUCUGCUUCCUGUACUCUAUAGUGGCGUUGCUCGUCUACCUGGGCUACAUGCAUGUGUACAUCGACUCCGACUUCGGCCCAAUGUUUGAUUUUGGUCUGACAGCAGCGAUUGCCUUCCUGUGGCUAGUGUGUUCCUCAGCAUGGGCCAAGGGGCUGCAGAACGUGAAGGAUGCCACCGGGACAGCGGGCAUCACCUCCACACUGGCACUCUGCAAGGAGAGCGAUGUGGCCUGCGAGGUCACUGACUUCGCCAACAUGCGCACCCUCAAUGUCUCUGUGGUGUUUGGGUACCUGAAUCUUAUCGUGUGGGCGGGCAACGCCUGGUUUGUGUACAAGGAGACCCGCUGGCAUUCUCAGAAGUACACUGCCCAGCAGGGGGCUGGGGCCAGGCGUGGACAACAAGUCCCUGCUGCUAUCUAAUACUCUACUGCACUUCCAAUGCCCAAAAUAGCCCCGACACACCCUAAGUACUCCUGUAGAUCUGAGAGGAUUGGAUAGAUACACUAUAAGCUUUAUGGUAAUAGGCAGCUUCAUCUUGCCUGCUGAUUGUCUGGGUGGAAAUGGGCCAUAUCUAUACUGUGUCUUAAUUAUCAAUAUCUAUGCUUUGUCGAAUAUAUCUGUGCCUUCAAUACCUGUCCCAAUAUUGGCCCAUGCCUUUCUGUGCCUUAGCAUGCCAAUCCUUUCUCUCCUCGUGCCUUCUCUAACCUCUAAACCGGUGCCUUCUCUUACCAGUAUACCCCACGAAGCCCUGGUACAUUCUCCUAAGCUGUGGUACAGACUCAUUGACAGCAUUUGUGCACUUUGACCUGCAACUAUCUUUGUGCUGGGAAUUUCUGCCAAACCCUAACCUGGGAUAGUUCAGAUUCUUAAACAAUGCGUCCUUUUACCUCAUGGCCUAGAAGGAAUCAUGAUCUGUCGUCACUUGCCUCUUUUUGCCAAGUGUAGCAGUCUUGCUCCCGUCCCUCUCCUUGUCCCAACCUGGGCUCGAACCAAGGACCCUCUGAACACAUCAACAACUGCUUCCCACGAAGCAUCAUUACCUAUCGCUCCAUGCUGCGGCCCUUGCAGAGCAAGGGAAACAACUUCUUCAAGGUCUCAGAGCAAGUGACGUCACCAAUUGAAAUGCUACUAGCCCGCACCGCUAACUAGCUAGCCAUUUUACACCGUUUACACAAGGAUGCAUGUGUCUCUGAAUGUACCGCUGGCCUUAUGCUUUCUUAAAUGUAAACAUUUUUCAAACAUUUCUACGUUUGUUUCAUUUGAAAUUAAGUAGAACUUUCCAAUCUUGAUCUUGUAUCUUUCAAUGUCAUCUUCUGUUGCGAAGACCGAUGUUUUAUUAUGCUCUUUAGUCCUCCAUGUUUUUUCUACUUUGUAUUAUGCUGUUUGUUGAACCACAGCCACUAAGAAAUUGUGCACUGUCUGUGCAUGUGCUGGCUUUAUGUUUUGAAAUCUCCUGUUUUUUUAUGAUUGCUUAAAUAAUGUUUUCAAUUAUUAUUUCUUGUCAUUAUCUUUGCAUUUCUGAUCUAUUUUCUGUUAUUACCUUUGAUAUAAUAAAAGUGUAACUUGAAGUGCGUGUGUAUGGAAGGCCAAUGUUGAGUGUAUGUGUGUUUGUAAUGUCUGGUAUACUGGUUAUGCCUCUCCCUUCCUCUUGUAAUCAUCAGACCAACUUUAGCUUUAUGGAGGAUUUUUAUGUAUCUGCCCUGUUGUGGAGAGAGACAGAGCUGUCCUUUCCACAAUAUGCAAAUAAUCUUCUUUCUUUUUGAAUAAAAACCAAUGAAUUUC